AAACAGUGACGUUCCAAGAUGGCGGCUGUGGAGUAGUAUUUUGUCAGCCGAGUAAAGUAUUCACGGAAGAAAUGGGAAGAUUUAGGGGCAAUUUGGCCGCUGUCCUGGCCGUCAUCGUGCUCCUGUUGCCGGGGCACCUUACUGAAGAUGUUGGAAAAGCCUCUGCUUGCUGGAAGGAGCGUGAUGCUGCCAUAGCGACCGGCAUGAUCGGGAGUUUCAUCAAGCAGUGCCAGGAGGACGGGACCUUCAAGACGGAGCAGUGCUGGGCCUCCACCGGCUACUGCUACUGCGCACACCCGCUCAAUGGACUCAUCUAUGACAAGACGGCGCAGCGGGCGUGGGAGGGCCAGCGCAACGUGGACUGCAGCACGUACUGGAUGACACAGAAUGACGUGCAGUGUUCCAACCUGGCCUGCCGACUGGCCAGACGAGGGGAGUGCCAGGAAGACACCCAACAAUGCGGCCCCUGUCUGGAGGACUAUGUGGAGGAAGGAGGGCAAUGUAAAUAUCAGGAAAAGAGUAGAAAUGUUCCUCCAGGAGUCGAUGUGAUCACAGAAGACAGGCUCCUGAGUGGACAACAGACGACCGCUGGAAAAUACGAUGAAGGGAAUAACCAUGUUGAAGAGGUGAGAGGAGAGCAGACGACGACUCAGAGAGAGCAGCAGGGCUCCAGCCCUCAGUCCCAGCCCCAGAAAAACACUCCCCCAGCAGCUACCCAGUACGCACAUGGCAUCAAUGACAUCCUCUUUCUGGCCAUUGUGGUGGGUUGCAGUGUGCUGGGUGUGAUCGGACUGGGUAUUGCAGGAUACUGCUGGUGGAAAUUACAACAGAAUGUGAAGAUGGCAGCAGACCAGGACUACCCAGCAUACGGAGUGACAGGACCAAGUGCCAAGUCACAGAUGACGGCAGGAGACAAGAAGCUGGCUCAGAGUGCCCAGAUGUACCACUACCAGCACCAGAAACAGCAGAUGCUGGCCAUGGAAAAGAACCAUGGUGACAUGAAGCGUAACGACUCUGAUGAUGAAACAGAAGAGGAGACAGAAGAAGGAGACUACACAGUGUACGAGUGUCCUGGUCUGGCACCAACGGGAGAGAUGGAAGUGAAGAACCCACUGUUUGAUCAUGACUCCCAGCCACCCCCGGGGUCAGCCAAAUGAACUCUGACCUGCGACCUCAUGCCAAAGGACAACACAAUCAUCAUAUGAUGGUUACCUUAAGAAAAAAAGUUAAGGCUUAGUUUGUUAAACUUUUUGGUCAGUAUGUCCAUGUUCACAGGUACAAAAUAAAACAAUCUUUCAGACUUUUCCCCCAUAUUCCCAUACAUUAUUGAAAGCCUGUUAGUCUAAUGUUGCACAAAAGUGAUGACCACUUCUGUCACAUAAACUUAAAGACCUAAAGUUCAUGAUAAAUUUAUCACCUAACCACUCCAUUCUUGAGAAAGAUAGUACCUGUAGUAACUGAUGAUUCGUCUUUCGACCUGUGCUUUAUAGCAUGGAGCGUCGUUGUCUU
Messenger RNA from Branchiostoma belcheri (Belcher's lancelet), 1509 nucleotides. RefSeq names its product neural proliferation differentiation and control protein 1-like. Gene Ontology annotation, cellular component: membrane. Lineage: Eukaryota; Metazoa; Chordata; Leptocardii; Amphioxiformes; Branchiostomatidae. The coding region runs from base 72 to 1157 and encodes 361 amino acids. The record is from RefSeq and is a predicted model, not a curated record. The transcript has 10 exons.